UGAGUACUGCUACUACCUAGUCCGCUAUAAACCAAAGCAUCAGGCCGACUGGAAGCCAGAGAUCCGGCUGCCCAGUGGCAGUGAGUAUGUGGUUCUGAGCGGACUGGAGUGGAACACGGAGUACGAUGUGUUUGUGGUGGCAGAGAACCAGCAGGGGAAGUCCCAACCUGGAACCCUGACCAUCAGAACCUCUCCAGAACCCUCUGCCAUCCCAGAUAUAGACGGGGAGUCUGCCCUCUCCAUGGGCAUCAUGGCAGGGAUCCUCAUCUUGGCCUUCGUCCUGCUGCUCCUGGCUGUGGACGUCACCUGCUACUUCACCAACAAGUGUGGCCUCAUCAUGUGUCUGUGUUGCAAGCCAGGCAGCGGAGCCAAGGGACACAACCUAGAACAGGGCAAGGCUGCAUUCAUAAAGGAUGAGUCCAAAGAACCCAUAGUGGAGGUGAGGACAGAGGAUGAGUGCACAGCCAAUCACAACGCAGGAGGACCCACGGAACCCAGUGAGACCACACCCCUUACAGAGCCAGAGCUGGCCGCUCACACUGCUGCCCUGGCUCUGGAUACCCUCUCGUCUGUAGCCACCAUCUCUGACACAGCCAACACAACCUAUGACCCCGCCCAGGACAGCCCCUCUAGUGAGAGCACCGCUCUCACCUGUAGCCUGUCUGCCCUCGCUACUGACCCCCUGCCUGCCCCCGCCCCGGCACCCACUCCAGAGUCCAACACAGCCCCCCCAACCCCCUUCAUCUCCACCUCUGACAUCACAGCUAGAGUAGCCCCCCUGUUAGACCUUCUAGGAGACAGCUCUCCUAGAGCAGACAACAUGUAUGCCACUGCUGUUAGUGCCACAGAUUGCCCUACAUCUCCUAAAAAUUCCCCUAUUCCAAUACCACCUAGGCGUCGAAACUCUAACAGACCUGCUCCUUCUCCUCCCACUCCCAAGAGCCCCACACCUACCCAUUCCACCACCAUGGCCCCCAGGAAAUCUGCCCCGGAAAGUCCCUCUCUUGCCCCCUCCACUGCCUCUCCUAGUCCAAACACCAGGAAAGCUGCCCCUAUUGCCCCAGACAGCCCCUCUCCUGCUUCUAUGGCAUUCACUUUCCCAGCCUCUGACACCUCCACCUCUAAACUUGCUCCCACUACCACAUCUGUCCCUAGUGCUCCUACUACUGCCUUCAAUGCUGACAUAACUGCUGCUAUCGUUCACGAGGACACAAUCAAAUGUGCCCCUGUUUUCCCAGACAUUCUCACUAGUAUUCCAGUUCCCACAAGUGCCACACCUGCCCCUAAUGCUUCCACUGCCCCGAGCUUUGCCACACCUGCUGCCCCCACGGUCACUAUCACACUGGCUUCUACUAUCUACGACACCCCAACACCCACCCUGACCCCCCACAUGCCCACCACCACAGCACCCCAAGCCCCAGAGAUAGAGUUAGAGUUGACCAAUGGGGUGGAGACUGAGUGCCCCUCCAUGCCCCCAGCAGAGCCCACUAGGUUUCAGAGUAGUCCCAUUCCCUCCCCUGCCCCUGGCCUUUCCUCAUCCUCCUCCCCCCUGGCUAAUGGAAACGGGUUUGGGGCAGACCUCCAGGCCUCAAGCCCCCCAGCUCUGGAGGAGUUAGACAGUCCGGCCAAGGCUGCUCCACUCAACGACGAGAAGAUAUUUGGAGGUGAGAAAAGUAAAGCGGAGGAGGCUGAGGUGAAGACAGCUCUGUCAGAGGUGACCACAGAACACAACAAUGUCACACAGAGAAACGCCAGCGACAACAAAGCAUGAUUGGGCAGCCUCAGCCCAUCCAAGAUGGCGGCGGCAGCAACACUCAUUACAGUCUGCAGCAGUUUUUCUUUCCAGUGCCCUUACUGCAUUUCCAGAACAGCAACAUGUGUCUGUGCAAUAGAGUUCAUUAGAGAACGAUCUGAUUGUGCAAACAUUUUUAUUCUCACAUAUGAUUUGUUUUGCUACACACAUGGAACACUAAAGAAUUCCAUUUGAGUGAUUUCAAGUGGUAUAGGAAACAAAAUUCUAGUUUUUACAACUACUCAGAGUUAUAAUUUUUUCAGUGAGGAUAAACAAUGGAUUAUUCAGGAACAUAACACUGAGUGUACAAAACAUUAGGAUUAUCUUCCUAAUAUUUAGUUACACCCCCUUUGCCCUCAGAAUAGCCUCAAUUCAUCGGGGCAUGGACUUUACAAGGUGUCGAAAGCGUUCCACAGGGAUGCAGGCCCAUGUUGACUCCAAUGUUUCCUGCAGUUGUGUCAAGUUGGUUGGAUGUCCUUUGGGUGUUGGACCAUUCUUGAUACACACGGGAAACUGUUGAGUGUGAAAACCCAACAGCAUUGCGGUUCUUGACACCUGGUACCUACUACCAUACUCCGUUCAAAGGCACUUCAAUAUUUUGUCUUGUCUAUUCACCAUCUGAAUGACACACACACAAUCCAUGUCUCAAUUGUCUCAAGGCUUAAAAAUCCUUAUUUAACCAGCCUCCUCCUGUUCAUCUACACUGAUUGGAGUAAAUUUAACAAGAGACAUCAAAAGGGAUCAUAACUUUCUUCUGGAUUCACCUGGUCAGUCUGUCAUGGAAAGAGAAUAAUGUUUUGUACACUCAGUCUAUAUAUACUGAAGAGAUUGACCAUGUAGACAUUAUUUUAUUAUUUCCAUGUUACAUUGUUCAAAUGUUUGAUGGCUAGUCUCAUCGAAUAGUCUCAUCGAAUAGUUUGUUUGCAUGUCUGAUUUGCAAAUGGUUCUUAAUGUUUUGUUUGAAACAUUUGACUGUUUUACUCUUUACGUCUGUAUUAGGGUGGGUUAUCAUACAGAUUGUUUCAUUGUUUCAAACAGAAGUUCAUUGAUUUGGUUAACACCACUUCCCCAUGCGCCAAGGCAAGCUCUGAGUGACAGAGACAGACAGAAAGGAAGGUAGGGUUAUUUCUAGCUAGCAGCCCACAGUGCUGGGAAAGCUUGGGUUUCAAAGAAAGCCAUAUUAUCAUAGAUAUGUAUCAGGAGUUAUCAUAUGAGAUGUCUUCAACUCGCCUUACCUGGAGGUUCAGGAAAUGAAUACUGUAUUGUGCUAAAUGCAGAAGUACGUAUUGAGCGAAUAUUGUACCGGUAUUCACAAUGGAACACAAGAUCGAGCCAUGUGCAACCGAUCCAGUGGUUCUCACAGAGAAAGGUUGUAGAGAAUAACGUUUAGUGAUCUAAGUGAAUGUCUCAUCAUGACCCAAGCACCACCACCUCCUUGUUUUAACAUCAACUAUGAUGAGUAUCUUAUUAUAUUCACAAGAAAACAAAGAAAAUGGCUGACAUUUAUCAUUUAGAAUCGUGUUUUUGAAGCAAAAAUCUUUUAAAGCAGUUUUUGUACUCUAUAUGGAAAGGUUUCUUUUCCACUCCUGACUGCGAGCUUGUGCACUGUGACUGUGUCAAUAGAUUGUCUUGUCGUCACUUUCAAUAAUAUCUGCAUAGCUUUGUCGUGAAAGGUUUACCUGUAUAUUCUUUUUAUAUUGUAUCUAUGAAAACAGUACAGCAAAUGUAUAUACAGUAUAGAGUUGUUGAUAUGUCCCAUCACACAGAGGUCUAGUGCAGUCUGUAACACAGCCUGGGGAGAUAUGUUGAGUUUUGGGCAUGAUGCAUACAAACGGUACUUUAUAAAAUAUGUGUAACAGAAACCCAAACAGACGUGCCUAUGUUUGUUUAGGCAAUGUGAGUUUCAUAUUGAGUUAUGUGAGGGAGUUAUCAGAAUGAGGUCUGUUCGGGCCUAUAAAACGCUUUAUUUUAGUCUCCAGUUGUUGUUCAAGUGUUCUGUAAUGUUGUCUUUGAAUUGAUUUCGUUUUUGUACAAUAGCAGGCAUCAUGAGCUUGUUGCCUGUUGACUUUAUAAUGCCAGAGACGGAGGGCAGGUUGGUAAUUUGACAACAGAAGAAAACAACACCAAAAUGUUAAUACUGUAUGUUCUGCCACUUUCAUGUAAACAAUCAUUCCCCUCAGUACAUCAGUGGAAUAGGACAGUCAUGCCAGAACCUGUACAAUACAACCCUCUGCUGUUGUCAUCCUCCCACCCCGUCCCCUAUCUCUGGGGCCUCUUGGUUUUACUGGGUGGAACCCAGUGGACCGUUCUGCUCUCGGCGGUCUACAGUCAGAGUACUAACCCAUUUACAAAAUAAAACAAGGUUUUGGAACCUCA
Molecule: messenger RNA, 4168 nt
Organism: Oncorhynchus nerka (sockeye salmon)
Lineage: Eukaryota; Metazoa; Chordata; Actinopteri; Salmoniformes; Salmonidae
Product: neural cell adhesion molecule 1-like
Exons: 6
Molecular function (GO): protein binding
Source: RefSeq, a predicted model, not a curated record